Molecule: messenger RNA, 1938 nt
Organism: Eucalyptus grandis
Lineage: Eukaryota; Viridiplantae; Streptophyta; Magnoliopsida; Myrtales; Myrtaceae
Product: LEC14B protein-like
Biological process (GO): proteasome-mediated ubiquitin-dependent protein catabolic process
Cellular component (GO): Cul4-RING E3 ubiquitin ligase complex
Molecular function (GO): protein binding
Source: RefSeq, a predicted model, not a curated record
GUGGUGUUCUUUAUUGGAUUCUUUGGGUUUUGCCCUGAUGAGUCGGGGGGCUCAUGCAUGCGCCUGGUUUCCACUGAUCUUGUGACGGUUGAUCUCGACACGCUUGUGACCGUCGUCGUGGGCCUUUUCAAGAAUUCUUUGGGACAAUUGGGUGGAAUUCAUUGUCCCGUGAUUGGUGGUGGGAUUACUGUUUAACUGCGACAUGGAUCGAGCAAUGUCGCUGUUCACUCUGUUGCCACUAGCGGUAUGAAUACGGCAAUGCAUUUUGGUGCUGGUUGGCGAUCGAUUGCUGAGAUGGGGUAUGCGAUGAGCAGACUAGAGAUUGAGCCUGAGUCGUGUGAGGACGAGAAGAGCUUGGAUGGGGUUGGUAACAGCCAGGGACCGAAUGAGUUGCCGAGAUGCUUGGAUCAUGAGUUGGCGCAUUUGACGAAUCUGAAGUCGAGGCCCCAUGAACAUUUGAUCCGAGAUUUCCCUGGGAGGCGGGCUCUGCCUGUUUCCACCGUUAAGAUGCUGGCGGGUCGAGAGUGUAAUUAUUCACGAAGAGGGAGGUUCUCCUCCGCUGAUUGCUGUCACAUGCUGAGCAGAUAUGUGCCUGUUAAUGGUCCUUCGCCCCUGGAUCAGAUGAAUAGUCGAGCUUAUGUUUCGCAAUUUUCAGCUGAUGGUUCUCUAUUUGUUGCUGGCUUUCAGGGUAGCCACAUUAGAAUUUAUAAUGUUGAUAAAGGAUGGAAAUGUCAGAAGAAUAUUCUUACCAAGAGUUUACGGUGGACGAUCACUGAUACAUCUCUUUCUCCUGACCAACGUUACCUUGUGUAUGCCAGUAUGUCACCCAUCGUCCAUAUUGUUGACAUCGGCUCCGCUGCUAUGGAUUCUCUUGCAAACAUCACGGAGAUCCAUGAGGGUUUGGAUUUUUCCGCUGACAGUGGACCAUAUUCUUUUGGAAUCUUCUCUGUUAAAUUUUCUACCGAUGGCGAAGUCGUUGCUGGAAGCAGCGACGAUUCUAUAUAUGUCUAUGAUCUUGUGGCAAAUAAGCUUUCCCUCAGAAUUCCAGCACAUGAGUCUGAUGUGAACACAGUAUGCUUUGCUGAUGAAAGUGGUCAUAUAAUUUAUUCUGGGAGUGAUGAUACAUACUGCAAGGUGUGGGAUAGACGUUGCCUGAGUGCCAGAAAUAAACCUGCAGGAGUUCUAAUGGGACACCUUGAAGGCAUUACGUUCAUUGAUAGCCGUGGUGAUGGUCGUUAUUUCAUAUCAAAUGGCAAAGAUCAGACGAUCAAACUUUGGGAUAUCCGGAAAAUGGGCUCUGAUAUCUGUCGUCGAGGCUUUAGGAAUUUCGAAUGGGAUUACAGAUGGAUGGACUACCCACCCCGGGCUAGGGUCAAACACCCUUUUGAUCUGUCAGUGGCAACAUAUAAAGGCCAUUCGGUGUUGCGUACUCUUAUUCGGUGCUACUUCUCCCCAGUACAUAGCACUGGUCAAAAGUAUAUCUACACUGGAUCCCAUGAUUCCUGUGUUUAUAUCUAUGAUGUGGUGACUGGAGCUCAAGUUGCGGCCCUCAAGCACCAUAAAUCGCCGGUCAGAGACUGCAGUUGGCACCCGGAGUACCCGAUGAUUGUGAGCUCUUCUUGGGAUGGGGAUAUUGUGAAAUGGGAAUUCUUUGGGAACGGAGAAACUGAGAUCCCGGCGAUGAAGAAGAGGAUCCGGAGGCGGCAUUUGUAUUAAAGACGCUUACUGUUUUUCACUCGAUGACGGAUGGCGGGAUAAAUAAUCGCUUAUAUAGUCCUAAUAAGUUCCAUCUCAUGUACAGAUAAGGUGUAUCAUUCAAGCUAUAGUCCCAAACGACACGCGAUUCGUGUGAAUUUCGUUGUACAUAAUCGACCUUUCGAAUGUAAUUGUGACUGUGAGCCAUUGUUGCUUGUUACAAGCUUCCAUUCCCUCGGUGUC